Messenger RNA from Lichtheimia ornata, 711 nucleotides. Its product is annotated as TATA-box-binding protein. The transcript is spliced from 4 exons. Gene Ontology annotation, biological process: DNA-templated transcription initiation. Lineage: Eukaryota; Fungi; Mucoromycota; Mucoromycetes; Mucorales; Lichtheimiaceae. Gene Ontology annotation, molecular function: RNA polymerase II general transcription initiation factor activity; DNA binding. The record is from RefSeq and is a predicted model, not a curated record. Bases 1 to 711 code for a protein of 236 amino acids.
AUGUCCGGAUUCAACAUUGCCACACCUUCCAUAACCACCCCUGCUGUGCAGACACCAUCCGUACCAACUCCAAUGCAGAAUCCUACUACGCCAUUUGCUUUGCCAUCUACACCAGCACCCAUCGAUGCACCUACACCUAGUAGCAAAGAUCAGAACCCUUACGCAGUGGCUGGCAUCACCCCUAUUCUGCAAAACAUUGUGGCAACUGUCAAUUUGGAUUGUCGACUUGAUCUCAAAACUAUUGCACUUCAUGCUCGUAACGCUGAAUACAACCCAAAGCGCUUUGCUGCUGUGAUCAUGCGUAUCCGUGAGCCCAAGACUACAGCGUUGAUCUUUGCAAGUGGCAAAAUGGUGGUGACAGGCGCCAAAUCAGAGGAUGAUUCCAAGCUUGCCGCACGCAAAUAUGCGAGAAUUAUUCAAAAGUUGGGCUUCCCAAGCAAAUUCACAGACUUCAAGAUUCAAAACAUUGUGGGCUCAUGCGAUGUACGAUUCCCUAUUCGAUUGGAAGGUCUGGCUUAUUCUCACGGACACUUUAGUUCCUAUGAGCCAGAGCUGUUUCCUGGUCUUAUUUAUCGUAUGGUCAAGCCGAAAAUCGUAUUGUUGAUCUUUGUGUCUGGUAAAAUCGUAUUGACUGGUGCCAAGGUGCGUGAAGAGAUUUAUCAAGCAUUCCAAGCUAUAUACCCUGUGCUUCUCGAGUUCCGAAAGCCUUGA